UAUUUUGACGGGAAGGUCGGUCACGUGACGCGCCGCGCGGGGGCAGCGGCGCGGGGGCCGCGGGCCGGCUAGACUCUCCAGUAGCCGAGCCAUCCGUCUGCUGCUUUGACUGCGGCCGGUCGCCGGAAUCCACGCCCCCGUCUCAGCCGCCCGCAUCUAUUACGUACCAUUUCGUUUAGCUUUUCGACCGCACUAACGACGCGAUUAGAGACUACGAGAUCGCGAAACGAACCAUCGACCACGUGUGCCAUACGAAUAUAUAGUUCGAACGGCUCAUAAAUACGAAAUGUGAAGAGUUUAUUUGCGUAUUUUUGCACGGGUGUGCGUUCGGCGACGGGGCGGAGACGCCGACGCGGGGCGCGCUCGCCCGGUCUCGACGGCUCGGCUCACUCGCAGACAUGUCUCGGCCGCGGACGGAGCGCGGCGCGGCCGGCGCGACUCGCGCGGUAGUGUAACAUGCGCACAGCCCGUGUACCAUGGAUGUGGUGACUCCUCACAUAACGUCAGUGCUGAAGACGUACCAGGCGCACGCGCCGCGGAGCCUGCAGGGCCCGGGCGGGCAGGCGGGCCGGCCGGCGCGGAGCCCGCCGCCGCCGCCGCCCCAGCCCGCCGCGCCGCCCAUCCUGCUGGCGCCCGACCGGGUGCGCGGCGAGCGCGGGGAGACGUUGCUCGAGGGCGAGCCCAUCUCCUGCUUCAGCGUGGGCGGCGAGCGGCGCCUCUGCCUGCCGCAGAUCCUCACCUCCGUGCUGACGGACUUCACUUUGGAACAGAUUAAUAGAGUGUGUGAUGAGCUGCAGAUCUACUGCUCGCGCUGUACCCCGGAGCAGCUUCACGAGUUGAAAUCUACUAGUGUAUUGCCUCGCUCGGCGCCUUCCUGCGGUCUGAUCACGCAGACUGACGCGGAGCGGCUGUGUGCGGCGCUGCUGCAUACCCCGCAAGGCUCCCGGCCGCAUAAACUAUCUGGGUAUCGCGUCUACCAUGAAUGCUUCGGCGGCAGCCGCGGGGUGUUUUCGGCCGACUUAAACCUAGUGCAAUGUUUGGAGUGCCGUGCUAUGUACAGUCCGCGGCGGUUCGUCUGCCAUUCGCACGCCACAGAGAACCGAACGUGCCACUGGGGUUUUGACUCUGCGCGGUGGCGGCGUUUCUUGCUAGUGGCGGAUGAGGAGCAGGAUAAGGAGAAGUGUGCCGCGUUGCUGGACGCUUUGGAUGUCGACGAGCCGCAGAUCGUCGUUCCUCUUAAGCACGCUUUGAAGCGAAAACAGGUGGUGGAGACGGUGGUCUGCAAGCCCGAGCCUCCAGAGUCACCGCCGAAGAAGGCGCGGGGCGACGACUAUGGCUACGCCCUCUAUGUGGACCCCUACCUCCACUACAGAGCCCUCUCCGCCUUCCGGCCCUGGGGCAAGCGGGAACCCGUCCUGCAGCACCCGGAGCGCGUCGUCCGCGUCGCCGACUGCACCAGGUUCGAACGCGACUUCCAACCCAACGUGGCCCUCAAACCUCACACCCCCCCGGCUGACGACGUCACGUCUUCCACCUCCCCGCCUCCCCACUCCGAUCCCGAACUCGCCGCCAGGCUGCUCGACGCUGAAGCUAGGCUGGCAGAACUGGCCCGGCAGCUAGAUGAGAGAGAAUCGGAGCUGAUACGCAGGGAAGCGCGCCUGGAUGCCAGAGAAGCUGAGCUCGCCAGACGCGAGAGCUUGGCCAAGCCCAGGCCUAACGCUUCUCCGACCAAGGAGGACCCGCCCUGUUGACCGAAGACUGUCAUAACCAGGCUCUACUCCUACUGACGCGACGCGUCACCAAAGUACAAAAGAUUCGCUUAAAAAAGCGCUUGUAAAUUUAAUAUCCUUCUGGGACUGACCCGUUCUUUAUAAGGUACUUUAUACUCUUACAUUUUUUGUAGGUACAGUAGUUGAGGCGGUUUACCACUGGACACUUUCUGAUGUACAUAAUCAUAUCAAGUACAGUUUUCUGAAGUUAUUUAAGUUAUUUUUGUACACUAUAUUGUACACUUGUAGUUUCUUCGUCGUGCCAUCUGCAAGGUACCUCUGUUACCUGGACCUCAAUCUGUGCUUUUUUCAAUAAUUAUCAGAAUACUCACAUAAAUAUAGUGAAAUAGAUUUAACAUUUACAACCAUAAGCAUAAUUUAUACAGGGUUAUUUUUAAAUUUAUUUGCGCUAGGUUCGUAUGUUAAUAUUUAAAUAUUUUCAGUGUUGCCCGUUCUCUGUCGCUUCCGUGACAAAAUUGCGGAGCAUUCAGGUUUUAAAGUACACUACGAAAGUACUGCUGAGAUUAACAUCUUUAUAUUUUUCUACGCUAAAUAACUCUGUAUAAAACCUCAAACCAUACCAAAUAAUAAUAAAAUAGUAAUCGCACUCAUACUAUAGUACCCUCACGAUAAAAACUUAAAUAAAGGUUGUAUGCAUAUAAUUGAGAUAAAAAGGACUCUACAAAAAUGUUUCUUCAGAAUCGUAAAGUUUUGUGAAAUAAUGUUGUGCCUGAUGCCUGAAUGAUGUCAGCUCUUUUAUACUUAAGUAGGAUAAGAUGUCUUUACUGUGCGAAUGAUGUUAUUUUUUAUCCAUACCAUUAGGUAGUUUAUUUUCUGCACUGAUUCUUUCUGAUUCGAACUGAACAUUGCGUUAUCUUCUUUAAUUGUAAAUAUGCUGGUAACAUUACAAUCAGUGCUAUCCCAUUUUUUUUAUUUAAGGCCAUAACGGCCUACGACUUGAUUGUUUUUUUAAGCAUCAUUCGCCCUGUGAGGGUUUAAGCCUUAUGCCGAACGGUAUGGAAGGCCAACAAAAUUUUAAACCAUUAAUCAGGGAACGAUCCCGUAUUCUACCUCAUUGUAAAUAAAAUUAUAUUUGGCUAAAAAUAAGAGAGAGCGUUGGUUAAUUCUUUUUAGAUUUAAAAUUGUUUUGAUUUGGAGCAAUAAUAAGUCACUGCCCGAGACAAAAUGUACGUUCAUCUAUAUAAAUAUAAAGAUUUUUAAGCCCUCGUAAGUUACUGUUUUGUAAAUAUUCAAAGGCGGUAACUUGGAGCGCCUUUUUAAAUUAUUUGUAAUUUUUCCAAUUUGUUAACUGAUUGCUGUUUUAUCUCAAUAAAAGUGAGGUUGUAACACAUGUAACAAAUCAACAGAAAUGUACCUAGGUACGUAAUGAGAUACAUGUUUAAAAAAAAUCUAGCGGGGUCAUCAUUUAAACCAAAGCGUACGUAUAAAAGGACUUUUAGACGUUGAUUACUUAUUCUGUAGCAAAUCUUAGUCUUUGACACAAUUUUUCAUCACCAUUGUCAUCAAAAUCAAGGCAUACACUUUGUGUUUAAAUUAUCACGAUGCACCCUGGCGUAGGUAUUAUGGUCAAUCGUUUCUUGAUAACGUUUAUGGAUUUGUGAAGGGAACUUUCUUAACUAAAUGUUUUUCUACAGCCAUUUUAUGGCCUUUGCCAGUAACAGUGCAUUUUUCUUUUAGACCAUAAAUAAUUUUCCCUUCGCGUAAAAUUUUAUUACUUGUAAAUAUUUGUAUUUUAUAUAUUCAUGUACAUACAGUACGCAAUACGUGUGAAUCCCAUUUUUUUUGUAAUGGCAACAUUUGUAUUUGUGAUUCUUGUUUUGUCUAUGACUUUAAUGACGUCUCAAAUUUAAAAAGUUACGAACUAACGUCUCGGCCGAGAGAUGGCGCGAAGCGCGAUGAAAAUUGUGUGUGUCAUUGUAUUUGUUAUACAUUUGGAAAGUGGAAUAAAAUUUCACUUUUUUUUAAAGUGAAUAUAAUUUUUUUUAUCUUUGGCAAUGCUCAAAUGCCACAAAUUGUGUAAACUUCUGAUUAUCUCUUCUUAUUAAAGAGUGCUAUGUUAAACAGUAGAGUAAGCUAAGUUUCAGUUGUAGGUUAGGCUAUAUCUCUAGUCAGAGACAUUUUGAGAAAAUAAUUACCAUUUUACUUAUUAAUAAUAUAUUAUUACCACAAGCGAGUGUAAUGAGAAUAACUUAUUGUUUAAAACAUAAAAUUAGAGUUAAUUUAGAUGCGGACUGUAUGUCGGUAUAUAUAUAUAUAUACUAUAAAUGAACUAAAGUAAGCUGUUGUACUGAAACUUUUCUGUCAGUACCGUUGUUAAUGUUUUGGUGCUAUGAUAUUUUGGCUUGGCAAACUAAAUAGUUUUUUAUUGUAAAUAUAUUUUUAGUAUUUAUUGGCAACUAUUUCUUUUCUACUAAUUAGUUAUUGAAGUUUUUAAUGUAUUAUUAAAUUUCUAUCUGGGUCUUGCAAAUUUAAAAUUAAACAUGGCUUAGCCAUCGUCUGUGACUUAACCUAAAGUGUCGCUUUAAUUCGUAGCGUAGGUUGUAAUUUAUCCAUUGUACCGAUGGAAAAGUUUCACGAACGGUCUCUCACUGUCUUGCUAUUGAGAAAUAUUUUAAUGGUGCUAAAUAACAAAUGUAUUCUUUUCUGGGGUAACUCUGAAGGUUGUUUUUUAAUUUCUUAAAACCUUUGUUAAACCUGAGCUAGGACAGUAAGAGACCGACGGUACAUGUAAAUAAGGUAUUAUUUAAGUACGAUGUGGUACGUAUGCCAGGCUGUUAAAUCUAAAAUCUAGUGUAAGGCGCGAUAAAAACGAUUGUCUACGGUUCUUUCGUUAUUGCAAUUCCUAUUAUCUUGAUGUCAAUUUGGCGCCUAAAUACUCGCACAGUUGACAGAUGGCAGUAGUAUCAUUGAAAAUUAUCUGUGCGCAGUACUUCUUGAAUAAAUUUACCCUAAUUUUAUUACUAGUAACAUUAAAAACAAAAUUUAAAUAAGACGAAAGGAAAAGACAAAGUUUUUAUUGUGAUUGGUGAUUUGCCAGGGUAUAAAGUACUCCUGUGAUCUCAACGAACGUGCGUUAACGAAAUACAUCCAAUUGUUAAAAAAUGUGAAAGUCGCAAAAUAAAAGUAAACAAGAGUAGAUAUCAACUACUGUCAUUUUUAAUAGGUUGCCUUUGGGUUGAUUGGAAAAGCCGAAAAUGACUAGCUGGAUUAGAAAACACAUUAUGAGCGUCAUCAAAAAUUACUUUUUUUUUUUUUAUCCUAUCUGGCUUUUACUCCCCGCAAUUUUGCACGGGGUGAAUUUGCCAAUGUCGGUUUUUGACUUUCACACGUGAGGAGAAUGUUCGGUAGUCUGGGAAAUUACUUACCUAUGUUUAAACUUUCCUUUACAUAUUUGUCCACUACCCGAGGGUUGUCUGGAAAAAAUAUCGCCCUUUGGCGAUAAGACCGUUAAUUGCGUUACUGCUUUUAAUUUGAGAUUUGUAUUAUUUUCUUAUGUUGAUGUGUGCAAUAUUGUUGUUAUAUUACAUAUUGUGUUUUCUAAAUGGCUUUAGAAUGAAGUCUUGUUCUGUGCCAAUAUUAUUUAGCUGGCAACAUUAUGUAGUUAUAGUAAAAAAUCACCACAAACCAUAAUUUGUCACUCAGUGACAGUCUAAGCAGCAUAUUAUUGAGUAACAUUUUUUUUUACUUUAUUGUAAAGUGGUUAUCUUGAAUAAUCUAUACUGCAAACAAUAGCUUUCGUCCUUGUGAACAUUAUUUUUCGAUUCAGCAUUAGAAUGACAGUAGUAUUUUUUUAUGGCACCCACGCUCUGGCAUCAGGGCGUUUGGCCAGUUACAGUAGUAUAACAGUACCUAUGCUUUUGCCUAAGCUUUAUUGUUAGGUCUUAAUUAAAACUAAAAUUAAGGGUACCGCGUUUGAAACGUUCUAAGAUUUGUCACUGCCUUGUUAAAUUUGUUGUUAUUAUGUAUAAAAGUUUUGAAAUCUGUUUCUUUCAGUGAUAUAAUUCUUAAUACGUAAAAAUCGUUUUGAAGCAAGUCAUCAAAAGCGAGUGACAGAAAUUGAUAUUGUUUCGAUAUUGUAAAUUCAUCUUUGUCUGGCAAUUAUAGUUAGGUAUGCAUUUCUUUUCUUUAUAUGGCAAAACGACUGUGACGUCGCCACAUCAAAACACAAAGUAAUUUUUGGCAUAGUUGUGUACCUGUAGUUGCAUUUUUAAACUCAACAUUAUCAAUCCAAAUUGUUUCUACUAACACAGAUGAAUUUACACCAUCCGUGCGCUAUGCCUUAGCUAGUAUUAACAUGAGUCUACACAGGAAAGUCAUCACACUUAAACGUCAUUUCUCCAGUUUACAAUAAUGCGUAAUAUCUUGCCCAGAUUAAAAUUAGUCCAAAUUGUAAAGGCUGUUGCUUUACUGGCUGUUUGGGCAGUUAUUGGUGGCACUUUUAUUUUUUCUUUUGUGCUAGCAACACUAACUGUCACUUGUAUAUAUAUAAGUUAGGUUUUUAUGAAGUAUUGUUUUGUAACUUUGGGGUUUGUAGUGCACGAUUGCUAGAUGGCGCUAAUGUGAAAGAAAAAUUGGUUAAAAUAGAUUUGGUUUUUUUUGUAAAAAAAAUACUAGCGACAUCUAGUGACUGUUCUCUGUGUUAACCCUCGUUAGUUUUUACAUUUAGAGACUGUAACAGUAAAUUAUUUUAAAAUCGACUUUACGCCAGACUGGUUAUGAACUGUGUGUGUUAAUCAGAAAAUUGUUUGGAACUGUCUUAGAAAUCAUUUUCCCUUGGAGGAUAUAACCAAAUAGAGACGCCCUGUCUGUAAUUUUCUGUACAAAACAGUCUGCCGAUUUUUGCGGGUGAGGGGCACGUCAAAUGUAUACGUAGCGUAAAAAUAGCCAUGUCAGAUAAACGUCAGUUCAUACAAUGUGUAUGACCAUUGGUUAUAGUUUUGACAGAGGGGGAACGCCUGUUAACGGCUACUCCGUUUGGUUAUAUCCUCCAAGUUUUCAUCAACAGAAAGUAAGCUUGCCAUUACAAAAGUAAUUUUACUUAAGUUUCAAAUUCGAACUUAAGCAAUAUUUGACCAUCUAUUUCACUGAUGCAAAUGAUUUCUAAUUCUAAAAUAGUUUCUCUCCGUAAAGUAAAUUUAAAAUAAAAACUAUGUAGCGGUGACAAAAUAUCGUAUAUGUAAAGUACCUGAUAGCUUAGAAAAUAAGGUGAAGAUUCUGUUAUGCACACACAUGUCCGUAACAUGUGGUUUUGAAGUGUGAUUUUAUCAGAAAAAAUGCUUAUAAAUACCUUGUGGAGCAAUAAAAUGAAAUGAUUUCCAAAA
This is a messenger RNA of Cydia strobilella, 7111 nucleotides long. It is a transcript of the gene Snoo, whose product is annotated as ski oncogene. Gene Ontology annotation, biological process: negative regulation of BMP signaling pathway. Bases 477 to 1751 code for a protein of 424 amino acids. NCBI's taxonomy places the organism in Eukaryota, Metazoa, Arthropoda, Insecta, Lepidoptera, Tortricidae. Gene Ontology annotation, cellular component: nucleus. The record is from RefSeq and is a predicted model, not a curated record. Gene Ontology annotation, molecular function: RNA polymerase II cis-regulatory region sequence-specific DNA binding; DNA-binding transcription factor activity, RNA polymerase II-specific; SMAD binding. The transcript is spliced from 2 exons.